Neoarthrinium moseri is the source of this 1887-nucleotide messenger RNA. RefSeq lists its product as uncharacterized. Gene Ontology annotation, cellular component: nucleus. The transcript has 6 exons. Bases 1 to 1887 code for a protein of 628 amino acids. Lineage: Eukaryota; Fungi; Ascomycota; Sordariomycetes; Amphisphaeriales; Apiosporaceae. Gene Ontology annotation, biological process: DNA-templated transcription. The record is from RefSeq and is a predicted model, not a curated record. Gene Ontology annotation, molecular function: zinc ion binding; DNA binding.
AUGGCGCUCUCCUCUAAGUCACCCCGCCCGGAAGUUGCAAAUCCUGAACUCCUGAAGAGAAUCAAGCACAUUGAAAGUCAGCUUGCUUGGCUAAAUCAGAUGGCUUGGCUGGAUGACAUUGGUCAAGUGGAAACGAGAACGAGUCCUAUCGCCGUUGAUCAAGUACCCAACACCCCAUCUGCCGCUACCUCCGUGUACCCGAGAACACAAAGGCCGAGGCCCCCGCGAGACUCCACUUCACCACCCGAGCGUCGAUUGUCGCAGAGCGUACCACAUUCUGCGGAAUUGGACGCAGCUAAUAUUCCACGUUUUUCAACCUUACCACCUCACUCAGUAAUGCAGUCCCUGAUCGAUACUUAUUUUCUCCACGCCCACAACCAACCCUAUUCGUAUUUUCAAGAGGAGAGCUUUCGGGAAGGACUCGCUUUUGGCCAGCUACCAAAAUGCCUGGUGUAUGCGGUUCUCGCAACCGCACUCAGAUUCUCCAAUGAUGCAUAUUUUAACGGUGCGAAAGAUCAAGCCACUGAGGCCUAUGCCCGGGAAGCCUGGCUCUCCGUUCUAAACGACCACAUGACGGCAGAGAAUUGUCCAAACUUGCACGUCGCCCAGACGACCAAUCUGUUGGCCAUCAUAGACUUCACAGCUGGGCGGACCAGUUCUGGGUGGCUCAAGAUUGGUCUUGCUGUACGCAUAGCCCAAGAUUUGCAACUGAUGAAAGAGCCAUCUGGCACAUCCUCCGUUGUUGAACAAGAGAAAUGUAGGAGGGUUUUCUGGUCGAUAUAUCUUCUUGACAAGCUUGUUUCUUGUGGCAGAAGUCGACCGCCUGCUAUUCACGAUGAGGAUUGCCAAGUUCAGCUACCAUGUGACGAAAUGGCCUUUCGCAACGGAUAUGCCCAAAGAACAGCAACCCUUCAUCAGGUUUCCAGCUGGACUGCGGAGUCGAACCACAUUGGUGGUAACUUCGCUCUCGCCAUCUUAGCGGCAUCGGCUCUUGGGCGGUGUGCACGAUACGUCUUGCACCAACGAGAAACUGACGAGUUGGCUCCCUGGGACUCGAGAUCUGAAUUCGCCACUAUCAACACAUACUUGCUCCUUGUCAGUCACCAUUUGCGGGUUGAAAGCAUGUCCGUCGACGACAUUGUUCAGAAGCACCAAAAGACAGACGGCUCCCUGGACUGCCAAGACGCAGGACAUAUGUUAUUCUCCCAUGCGGUGUUUCACCUAUGUUACUGUCUUCUCAACCAUCCUAUUUUGCUGCUGCUUCGACUUCAGAAACUUAACUAUAGGGUUCCCGCAAAUUUCCUAGUGCGAUCUCUACACACUAGCUGCGAGCAUGCCAGCAUGAUCAUAGAUAUCCUUGACCAAGCGGCAACAGCUGGCCUCCCCAUCCGAGCCUCUUUCUACGCAUAUGCCACGACUUUGGCCGGCAGCAUAAUCACAAUCGCCAUACAAGCCGAAAAUCAGCCAAGUCUAUUAUCAGUAUCAAAGCUCCAAGAAAAUAGCCAGCAAGCCUUGUCAAUUCUCGAACGGAUGGGACAUGUAUGGGAACAUGCGUCGAAAAUGCAUCAGCAACUGUUGUUAUUCAAUGCAAGCGAUGUUGCAUCCGAAAUCCGCUUGGAUUCCAGCCUGCCGCUUGAUACCAGCCCUGGGCUAGAGGAUUUACUAUGGCCUAUUGUUGACUAUGGACUUAUGUGUAGUAGACUCAAAGGAUCUGAAGCCAAGGAUGCGACUUCACGGCCGCCCCCUUUCGAAGAGGUCAAUGGCUUUUCAGGCCUGGAUUUCAACGUGGAUAUUGACUCCACCGAGGGUUUCUCAGGUUUUGGGACGGAUGUUGCGAACACAAUGGAUCCUGACUACUACAUGUCUAGCAUAGAAUGUCAACUGUAA